Messenger RNA from Bolinopsis microptera, 1859 nucleotides. RefSeq names its product 5-hydroxytryptamine receptor 1B-like. Lineage: Eukaryota; Metazoa; Ctenophora; Tentaculata; Lobata; Bolinopsidae. Gene Ontology annotation, biological process: G protein-coupled receptor signaling pathway. The coding region runs from base 3 to 1262 and encodes 419 amino acids. Gene Ontology annotation, cellular component: membrane. The record is from RefSeq and is a predicted model, not a curated record. Gene Ontology annotation, molecular function: G protein-coupled receptor activity. The transcript is spliced from 9 exons.
CAAUGAACGUGGCGGAAAUUUUCACGAGGCGAGGUGACGUUUGUAUCAGUGCGGUACUGGCUGUUUUGAUUAUCCUAUCAAUGUGUUUAAAUAUUUACACUUUGAGAAACAUUUGGAGAGAGUGGAAGCCGACUCAUUUCAUGAACCCGUCUCUCAGAAUCGUAUUCAACACCUCUGUCAGCGAUUUCCUCUACACAAUAUUCCCAAUGAUUGCCUCGUUGGUGAGCGUAGCUAACUAUAGAUACAUGGGGUCAGGAUGGUUAUCUGAAAUUGCAUGCAAUGUCACUGGAUUCGUGUUUAACGUCACUCUCAGACAUGUUGUUCUCUCUAUCGCAGGGCUGAGUUUGAUCCGGCUGCUGGCAAUAACCCGACCAAUGCACUUCAAGAGACUGGUCCAAGGAACCUUAGUAUCCCGAUACAUGAUAGUCAUGUGGAUCCUACCGAUACUUGUUUCCAUUGUGCCAUUCUUUAAAGGAGCCAGAUAUGUUUACAGUCAGUACAUUGGACUUUGCACCUGGUCCGUCCACGAGCUACUACCAGACGGAAAGUUAAUUGUCUGGGGCCACGUGUUUAUGGUAAUUAUACCUCUGAUGAUACCCGGUGCUCUGAUUCUGGCGCUAUACUUUGCUAUAGUAGUGGAGAUGAUUAAACUUAGACAUAAACGGAAACAUCUUCAGAAGGGCUGGAAUAAGAUCUCAAAACCCUACCUUACGUCGGAUCAGUCGUUGGGAUUAAAAAGUAUGGAUACCGCGAAACCGUGUGAUGUGUUGGGUUCAACCUUAACCAUAAAUGGGAAAACAAUGAUUGGAGACGGACCACCAUGUUUGGUAUCUAGAUCCAAAACAGACGUGACACGUUCGAGAAGGUUGACCCAAGCAACGUACACAACUUUGACCGUGAUGACCGCCUUUUUGCUGUCGUAUCUACCAUACUGGCUUGUCUGCAUUGAGUUUCUGUGCAAAUAUGUGCGGUAUUACUAUCUUAAUGAACAGAUGACGUCAACAUUUGACAUCCUCUUUUUCAAAGAAAUCGAAAUGAAAGAUUUCUCCCUCUUGGUAAUGGCAAGCUAUACAACAAUCUUGGUAAACGCAUCAAUAAACCCUAUGAUUUUCAUAAUAUCACUGUUGAGAAAAAGCAAGGGUGACAUGGACUUGGAGAACAGACAAGAACCUGAUCAAGUCAACUGUAACAUUGAUCUAACUCGGAAAAGCGUCAAACCCUGUCGUAGCACCGAAGAACAGAAAUUCAGCAAUGUUGACUAAUAAAAGCGCUCGAAAAAGAUCACUGAUGGAUGUACACUUCCCAUUAAUCCCAGUCAGAUUUCAUAUUAUGGUUAAACUUAGAAAUAGUACAGACAAUUGUUAUUCUAAAUUCUGAUAUGCACCAGAUAAUAGAUUUUAAACGUUUUUAUCAUUUUCGUCCGUACUUUUGUAAUAUUGCCGAUAAAGUAAAAUAAUGCAGCUGAUUUUAUUUUAAUUUUUGCUCUAAAUUUACUACUACUCAAUUUAAUUAACUAAUUUAAUUUAAAUUACUACUUAAUUUAAUUACUCCAAUUUUAACCGCUGUUUUUAUGGGUGUUUGUAGCUUCAACGUUGAGAGUGAAACAAAAUGAAUUAUCCAGACUUUGAUAGCUUUAAUGUGUUUUUCAGAAUUGGUUGUUUUUAUUCUGUAUCGGCCCCACCACUGCAAAUUAUCAAUCAAUUGAUUGUUAGAACUACGCAUUAGUGCAUACUGUAUAAUUGCCAUAUUAUUACUAUUACAAAUAUGAAGUAUUUGUCCAAGGUCUUGAUCAUAGAGGGUUCUCUUUGUCUACAUGUAAACUAUAUGUACUAUAACAUCGUUUAAUUUGUUACGCUUGU